UUUUGUUCUUCUUUUCUUUCUCACAAUUAUUCCACUUCCACAUUCAUCAUCAUCUUCAUCUCCUCCUCUUCCUUUCCUUUCCUUUCCCUUCCCUUCCUCCUUCUCCUUCUCAUUCCUUCCUUCCUUCCUCCCAUCUCAUCAAUCUUCACCCUUCCCCACGUUCCCUCCGUCAUUGAGGCGUACACUCACCAGCACCCUUUGCUGGAAUCACUUCUUCACUAACCUCGCCCUUUUUUAUCACUUUUUCAUCUUUUUUCUUCUUAUUCUAGUUACAAACGCUCAAAGCAAGUAGAGAGAAUAUCCUCUGUGACGACCCCUCCAAUCACUUAAAAUGUCUCGAUACAACAAUAACCAAUACCCGCCUCAAGGAGGCCCUCCUCCACAUCAGCAGCCCUAUUAUGCUGGCCCGCCUCAACGGACUCCCACCAGUCAUUCUGCUCAUUCUGCUCGAUCCCCAACAAUGCCCCAUAUGAACGCAGGAUACCCUCCACAACAACCCGUAGGAUAUGGUGGUCCCCAAGGAUAUGGUGGUCCUGGAGGAUAUGGAAGCCCAGGAGGAUACAACCAUAAUGUCUCUCAUCAAGGCUAUGAAAUCGAUGACAGCGAUGCUGCAGGACUAAUAAACAACCAAGGCCGUGCAGGUGGUCCUCCUCCUCCUCAUCAUCCAGGACAGACCGUACCACUUCCACGCACCGUCUCCAAACUGGACAGAAACGCUACCAUGAAUCGCAGGUCGAUUUGUCAUGUACCUCUGACAGAUGGAAACUUGGUUAUGGACUGUCCUGUACCAAGACAGUUGCUUCAGAAUGCCCAGUUCAAGGGCGAACGUGAGUUUGAGUACAUGCGUUACACCGCAGCCACCUGUGAUCCCAACGACUUCUUCAAGGAGCGCUAUACCCUGCGACCCACCAUCUACCGUCGCCAGACCGAGCUGUUCAUUGUCAUGACCAUGUACAACGAAGACGAUGAGCUCUUCAUCAAGACAAUGGGGUCCGUCAUGAAGAAUAUCUCUCAUCUUUGCACACGCGCAAAAUCAAAGACUUGGGGCAAGGACGGUUGGAAAAAAGUCGUUGUCUGUGUUGUUGCUGAUGGUCGUAAAAAGUGUCACCCCCGUGUCCUCAAAGUUUUAGCAGCCAUGGGUGCCUACCAGGAAGGUAUUGCCAAGGAUACAGUCGCGGGCAAGCCCGUUACAGCACAUAUUUAUGAAUACACCACCCAGGUCAUGGUGGAUCAGGAUCUCAAGGUCCGUUCAGCAGACUGUGGUAUCGUCCCUGUCCAGAUCCUCUUCUGUCUCAAGGAACAAAACAAGAAGAAGUUGAACUCCCAUCGAUGGUUCUUCAACGCAUUCGCUCCCCAAUUGAACCCCAAUGUCUGUGUCCUUCUCGAUGUCGGAACCAAACCCUCGGGCACGAGUAUCUAUCAUCUCUGGAAGGCCUUUGACCGCGACUCCUCCAUCGGAGGUGCCUGUGGUGAGAUCUGUGCUGACCUCGGUCCCAACUGCGCCAAUUUGCUCAACCCUUUGGUCGCUUCACAAAACUUUGAGUACAAGAUGUCCAACAUUCUCGAUAAACCACUCGAGUCCGUCUUUGGUUACAUUUCAGUCUUGCCCGGAGCCUUCUCAGCCUACCGCUACAAGGCCCUGAAGGAUUCAUCACCCGGUGUCGGUCCCUUGUCAUCCUACUUUAAGGGAGAGACGCUCCAUACCUCAGGAGAGGCUGGUAUUUUCGAAUCCAACAUGUACUUGGCUGAGGACCGUAUCCUGUGUUUCGAAUUGGUCGCCAAGAAGAACGAGGCUUGGUUGCUCAAGUACGUCAAAUCGGCCAAGGCCGAGACUGAUGUCCCCGACAGCAUUGGAGAAUUCAUUUCCCAACGUCGUCGUUGGUUGAACGGAUCCUUCUUUGCUGCCUUCUACUCCCUUGCUCACUUCACCCGUGUCCUCACGUCCGGACAAGGAUUCUUCCGAAAGAUCUUUUUGAUGAUCGAGUUUGUGUAUAAUGCAGUCAACUUGAUCUUCAACUGGUUCUCUCUCGCCAAUUUCUACCUCACCUUCUACUUCUUGACCUUCGCUGCUGCCAACAACGCCAACAAGGACUUCUCACCCUUUGGUGAUCGUGGAGAGACAGCUUUCAGUGUGUUGCGAAACAUGUAUCUUGCUGCUAUCAUCACUGUCUUUAUCUGCUCUAUGGGAAAUCGACCUCAAGGAUCUCGCAUCAUCUACAUUCUCGCCAUCCUCUUGUUUGCUUUCAUCAUGGGUUCCAUGCUCUAUCUUGCCGCUGCCACAGUUUACUUGGUCGUCAGUCCUGUCUGGGGUAAUUACACUCAGAUGAUUACACUCCUCAAAGUGGAUGGACCCUUCCGUGACAUUGUGAUCUCUUUGAUGUCGACCUAUGGCUUGUACAUUAUCUCGUCUCUGAUGCACUUUGAACCCUGGCACAUGCUCACUUCCUUCAUCCCUUACAUCUUCCUCCUCCCUGCCUAUGUCAACAUCUUGAUGGUCUAUGCCUUCUGUAAUACACAUGAUGUUUCCUGGGGUACCAAGGGUGAUAACAAGGCACCAGAACUCGGUGGAGCCACUGUGGUCUCGAAGGAUGGAAAGGAAGUCAUCAAGUUGGAGAAGCCUACAAACAGGGAUGAUAUUGAUGCGAUCUAUCAAUUGAACAUGCAGGAACUGGCGGUCCGACCCGAUCAUGUGAAGGAAAAGCGAGACAAGAAGACAAAGCAAGAGGAUUAUUACAAGAUGUUCAGAACGCGUUUGGUCUUGACCUGGAUGUUCUCCAAUGCAGUGUUGAUUAUUGCCAUGACCAACAGUUUCAACUAUCGACGCGAUUCAGCUCCAGAUGUGGAGGCCCCCAUCAGCAAAGAGGAGAUGUUCAACCCUUACCUGUCCAUGAUCUUUUGGAGUGUUGCAGCCCUCAGCGCAUUCCGUUUCAUUGGCACGAGUUUGUACCUCAUUUUGCGUGCUCUCUUCGGUUAAAGAAAAAAGAGUCAUCUUUUUUUAUCUGUAUGUCCUACGCCCAUUUUCUUUAUACAUAUAAAUUUAAAUAAACCUUGUGCAUUUGUAACUAGAAACUAUGAAUUUAUUGAAAAUGGAGUGGAAAGACAAUAUAUAAUAUGUAAUAAAUAAUU
This is a messenger RNA of Lobosporangium transversale, 3126 nucleotides long. Its product is annotated as glycosyltransferase family 2 protein. Gene Ontology annotation, cellular component: cell periphery; cell septum. Lineage: Eukaryota; Fungi; Mortierellomycota; Mortierellomycetes; Mortierellales; Mortierellaceae. The transcript has 3 exons. The record is from RefSeq and is a predicted model, not a curated record. Gene Ontology annotation, molecular function: chitin synthase activity. Bases 332 to 2974 code for a protein of 880 amino acids.